AUGCGUUUUCCCCCCCUCGCGGCGCUCGCCCGCUCUCCCUCGCUCUGUCUUUUUGGGCGCCAUGCUGAGGGGAAGAUGUCAGAUGUGAAGCAGCCCGUGCCUUGGUCCAGGCCAGUGUGGGGUGUUGAGUCUGGGUACAGACCUCAGGGGAUCUUGGGCAAAGAUCCCUUGCUGCUGCUGUCUGGUGAGAGGGUGUGGGGUGGCAAGCCGGCUGCCCACGGGGUUCCCAUUGGGGCACGCCUCAGCCUCCAGCCCUUUUCUGGGGACGAUGAGGGACGGGGUCUUAAGGCCUUUCUGGGUGUGCCCUUGCUCUGCCUCUUCCUCUCCUUGACUAUCAUGGGCCAGACCAAAGCAGCUCCCCUGAGGCUCCCGCUCACAGUGGUUCUGGGAUUGGUUUGUAGGGAGGAUGGUGAGCUGGAAGAAGGUGAACUUGAAGAUGAUGGGGCUGAGGAGACCCAGGACACCUCCGGAGGACCGGAGCGGAGCCGCAAGGACAAGGGGGAGAAGUACCACAGUGACUCGGAUGAGGAGAAGGUGCACCGGAGGCUGAAGCGGAAGCGGAAGAAAGAGCGGGAGAAGGAGAAGAGGCGAUCAAAGAAGAGGAGGAAAUCCAAGCACAAGCGUCACGCCUCCUCUAGCGAUGACUUCUCCGACUUCUCCGAUGACUCGGACUUCAGCCCCAGUGAGAAGGGGCACCGCAAAUACCGGGAGUACAGCCCCCCGUACCCACCGUCCCACCAGCAGUACCCCUCUUCGCACCCCACAUCUCUGCCCAAGAAGUCCUACUCCAAGAUGGACAGCAAGGGCUACAACAUGUACGAGGACUACGAGAACGAGCAGUAUGGGGAGUACGAGGGGGAGGAGGAGGAGGACCUGGCCAAGGAUGACUACGACGACUUCACCAAAGAGCUGAACCAGUACCGGCGUGCCAAGGAGGGCAGCGGCCGAGGCCGAGGCAGCCGGGGCCGGGGCCGCGGCUACAGGGGCCGAGGCAGCCGCGGAGGGUCUCGAGGCCGAGGCAUGGGCCGGGGUGGCCGAGGCAGGGGCCGGGGCUCCGUGGGUGGAGAUCACCCAGAAGAUGAGGAGGACUUCUAUGACGAGGAGAUGGAGUAUGGAGAAAGCGAGGAGCCCAUGGCAGAUGACGAUUACGAUGAGUACUCCAAGGAGCUGAACCAGUACCGCCGUUCCAAGGAUGGCCGAGGGCGAGGUUUAAGUCGAGGCCGAGGCCGGGGCUCACGAGGCCGAGGGAAAGGCAUGGGCCGAGGCCGUGGGCGCGGAGGGAGCCGUGGAGGGAUGAACAAGGGUGCCAUGAACGACGAUGAGGACUUCUAUGACGAGGACAUGGGCGAUGGCUGUGGAGGGAACUAUCGGAGGAGUGACCACGACAAGCCCCACCAGCAGUCAGACAAGAAGGGCAAAGUCAUCUGCAAGUACUUCGUGGAAGGGCGGUGCACGUGGGGAGACCACUGUAACUUCAGCCACGACAUUGAGCUCCCAAAGAAGCGAGAGCUGUGCAAGUUCUACAUCACGGGCUUCUGCGCCCGCGCCGAGAACUGUCCCUACAUGCAUGGCGAUUUCCCUUGUAAGUUGUACCACACAACCGGGAACUGCAUCAAUGAGGACGAUUGCAUGUUCUCCCACGACCCGCUGACGGAGGAGACCAGGGAACUCCUGGAUAAGAUGCUGGCAGACGACGCGGAAGCAGGUGCCGAGGACGAGAAGGAAGUUGAGGAAUUGAAGAAGCAAGGCAUCAACCCCUUGCCCAAGCCACCACCUGGCGUGGGCCUCCUGCCCACGCCACCUCGCCCACCUGGACCUCCAGCCCCGACCUCUCCCAAUGGCAGGCCCAUGCAGGGUGGUCCCCCUCCCCCCCCUCCACCCCCACCCCCACCGCCUGGGCCCCCGCCGAUGCCUGUGCAUGAGCCCCUGUCCCCGCAGCAGCAGCAGCUGCAGCAAAACAUGUACAAUAAGAAGAUCCCUUCCUUGUUCGAGAUCGAGGUCCGGCCCACAGGCCAGCUGGCUGAGAAGCUGGGCGUGAGGUUCCCUGGACCCGGUGGGCCCCCAGGGCCCAUGGGACCUGGGCCCAACAUGGGACCCCCAGGACCAAUGGGGGGACCCAUGCACCCCGACAUGCAUCCUGAUAUGCACCCAGACAUGCACCCUGACAUGCACCCUGACAUGCAUCCAGACAUGCCGAUGGGUCCUGGCAUGAACCCUGGACCCCCUAUGGGGCCUGGCGGUGGCCCCCCCAUGAUGCCCUACGGCCCUGGAGACUCCCCACACUCGGGGAUGAUGCCUCCCAUCCCGCCAGCACAGAACUUCUAUGAGAACUUCUACCAGCAGCAGGAGGGCCUGGAGAUGGAGCCCGGACUCAUCGGGAGUGCAGAGGACUACGGACCCUGCGAGGAGCAGGUGGGGGGACCUGGGGAGCAUUUCUUCCCUGAGCUGCCCAUGGAGUCUGACAGCUUCUCUGAGGGCGGGCCUCCUGGCCGGCCAAAGCCAGGCGCUGCAGUUCCCGACUUCCUGCCCUCCACCCAGCGGGCUCUGUACUUGCGGAUCCAGCAGAAGCAGCAAGAGGAGGAGGAACGAGCGAGACGGCUGGCUGAGAGCAGCAAGCAAGACCGGGAGAAUGAGGAAGGUGACACGGGGAACUGGUACUCUAGUGAUGACGAUGAAGGUGGAAGCAGCGUUUCCUCCAUCCUCAGGACCCUGCGGCAGCAGACAUCUAGCCGGCCCCAGGCCUCGGCCGGGGAACUGAGUGGCGGUGUGUUGGGAGACCCCCGCCUCCAGAAGGGACAUACCACAGGCAGCCGGCUGGCAGACCCCCGUCUCAGCCGGGACCCUAGACUUAGCCGCCAUGCUGAGGCGUCCAGCGGGUCAGGGCCUGGAGAUGCAGGACCCUCCGACCCCCGGCUGGCUCGCUCACUGCCUGCCCCCAAACCCGAUGGUGGUCUCCACACGAGUCCUGCUGGCCCCGGCAGCACCAAGGGGGCCGUACCGCCUCCUGCUGAGGAGGAAGAAGGGGAGCGGGCCCUGAGGGAGAAGGCUGUGAACAUCCCCCUGGAUCCCCUGCCUGGGCACCCGCUGCGGGACCCACGCUCGCAGCUGCAGCAGUUCAGCCACAUCAAGAAGGACGUGACCCUGAGCCGGCCCAGCUUCGCUCGUACUGUACUAUGGAACCCCGAGGACCUGAUCCCCCUGCCCAUCCCCAAACAGGAUACAGUGCCGCCUGUGCCUGCUGCCCUGCAGGCCCUGCCAGCCCUGGACCCCCGACUACACCGCCCUUCCACUGCGGCACCCACCAACCCCCGGCAGCGCCCCGGUGCCCCUACAGAGCCCGCUGCAUCCGGAUCCAGCCUGCCCGACUUUGAGCUCCUCUCUCGCAUCCUCAAGACUGUCAACGCCACUGGCUCCUCGACAGCCCCCAGUGCAGGAGACAAGCCUAGUGACCCCCGAGUGCGCAAAGCCCCCACCGACCCGCGACUGCAGAAGCCAGCUGAGCCUGCAGCUGUCUCCCGGGCAGCCAAGCCUGGUCCUGCUGAGGUGUCCUCACAGGGUGGCAGCCCCAGCGGUGAGUCGUCGCCCCCUGCCAUCGCCCCCUAUGACCCGAGGGUGCUGGCGGCCGGUGGACUGGGCCAGGGUGGCGUCAGUGGGCAGAGCAAUGUGCUGAGUGGCAUCAGCCUCUACGACCCGAGGACUCCGCACGUGGCGGGUAAGGUCGUCACAGAGCCUGCCGCCGAUGGGGGCGCCCAGCCCAAGGCCACCGAGGGCAAUGGUAAGGGUGCUGCCACCAAAGCCAAGGAGCCCCCUUUCGUCCGCAAAUCUGCCCUGGAGCAGCCUGAAGCGGGCAAGGCCAGCACCGAUGGGGGCACAGCUACAGACAGGUACAACAGCUACAACAGGCCUCGGCCCAAGGCCGCCACGACCCCCGCUGCCACUGCCGCACUGACCCCACCUCAGGAGGGCACCCCGCCGCAGCCUGGGGUACACAACCUGCCUGUACCCACUCUCUUUGGGACUGUGAAGCAGGCACCCAAGACAGGCUCCGGAAGCCCAUUUGCUGGCAACAGCCCAGCCCGCGAGGGUGAGCAGGACGCAGGGUCCCUCAAGGAUGUUUUUAAAGGCUUUGACCCCACUGCCUCCCCCUUCUGCCAGUAG
Chrysochloris asiatica (Cape golden mole) is the source of this 4158-nucleotide messenger RNA. RefSeq names its product zinc finger CCCH-type containing 4 (gene ZC3H4). Gene Ontology annotation, molecular function: metal ion binding; RNA binding. Gene Ontology annotation, cellular component: nucleus. Bases 1 to 4158 code for a protein of 1385 amino acids. NCBI's taxonomy places the organism in Eukaryota, Metazoa, Chordata, Mammalia, Afrosoricida, Chrysochloridae. Gene Ontology annotation, biological process: negative regulation of DNA-templated transcription. The record is from RefSeq and is a predicted model, not a curated record. The transcript is spliced from 17 exons.